This is a messenger RNA of Pieris macdunnoughi, 1080 nucleotides long. Lineage: Eukaryota; Metazoa; Arthropoda; Insecta; Lepidoptera; Pieridae. The record is from the annotation of a GenBank genome assembly.
AUGCAAGCAAGUGUAAGUCUUGGUAAAGAUGUUAUACAGACGAUAAGUAAAUUUUUAGGGGAUGGCUUCCUUCCGUUUAAUUCCAGACGAUCCUUAACACCUAUGCAAGAGGACAAGAUCACAGAAAUGGUUAAAAUGUCGUUACUAUGCCGCGAUUUAGGCUAUUGUCAAGGUGAACUUCGAAAAUUUAUUGAUGAAUUUGUAAUAAUGCAAGCAAAAGGCGUUGAGAACAUACUUACCACAUUGUUAUCUAAAAGUUUUAAUGGUGACAUCUAUGAUCAGCAGUUAAAACAUAUCUUAGGAAAAGUGAGAUUUAUUUUAAAAGAAGAAAGCGCAUCUGAAAAAGAUGAAAUGAACAUUUGGUUUGAAACUGUAAAGAAAAUAAGCGGUAAAUUUCAAGAAAUGGCACUGCAAUGCCUUGCACAAUUAAGUAACAGUGCGUAUGAUGUAGAUAAAACAAUCUAUCAAAAAUUGAUGUUGGCAACUGUUAUUAUCGAAAUGAAGUACUUAUUAAAAUUAUGUGCUAUCCACAAUAUUUGUGUUAAAACAUACGAGUGCACCACUAGUUUAAAUUCUUUAUUAGAUCAUUUAAAAACUAUGAAAGACGAAAAGGCCAGGCUUUUUAUCAAGUACGUCUACGAAGCAUUAUAUAAAACACAAUUUUAUAGUUCUUUAACCGAAACGACAGCUCAUGAAUUCCAAGUUAUUCUAAGUGACAUGGCAUAUUCAAGUAACGUACCAACUCAAGAAAUAUUAUCUGUGGUACACAAAAUAGUUGGAGCCCGCGUAAAGUUUGUCACAGAUAAUACAGACGAGAAACUGUCUCUUGAUAGUCUAUUACUUCAUGAAAUUUUAUCAGACUUAGAUAAUAUUUAUAGUGGUAAAUCCAAUCCGUUUGCUGAGUUUUUAAAUCAAUUUUUUAUAUGGAUUGUUCGGGAUGACGACUUUCACCUAAGUAAGCAUAUACAGGAACUUUUGACAGAAAUCGGUAAGGACCUGUCAAACACGCCGAGAGAAUUAUUUGACAAGUUAUCGCGCGAAGUUAGAUUAUUUUUGGAGAUGACUGUUGACCCGGAAUAA